ACUAGUGAUUUUAUGAGCAAGGAGCAAGUAGGAGGGGAGCGGAGAGCGAAAACAUUUGUGCAACCAUACGAGGAAUUUGUAACUGGAACCCACCUGAGAGUCAAAACCUACGCCUACCUGCUUUUCGGGUCUUUCAAAUAACAGAAUAACAGCAGCAGCAGCAACAGUGAGCCAUGCGUGAGUACAAAAUCGUGGUUCUGGGAAGCGGCGGCGUGGGCAAAUCCGCGCUGACAGUCCAGUUCGUGCAGUGCAUUUUCGUGGAGAAGUACGACCCGACCAUCGAGGACAGCUACCGGAAGCAGGUGGAGGUGGACGGGCAGCAGUGCAUGCUGGAGAUCCUCGACACCGCGGGCACGGAGCAGUUCACCGCGAUGAGGGACCUGUACAUGAAGAAUGGCCAGGGAUUCGUGCUGGUCUACUCGAUCACGGCGCAAUCCACGUUCAACGAUCUGCAGGACCUGCGCGAGCAGAUACUGCGCGUCAAGGACACGGAUGAUGUGCCCAUGGUGCUCGUGGGCAACAAGUGCGACCUGGAGGAGGAGCGGGUGGUUGGAAAGGAGCUGGGCAAGAGCCUGGCCACCCAGUUCAACUGCGCCUUUAUGGAGACCUCAGCCAAAGCCAAAGUGAAUGUGAACGACAUCUUCUACGACCUGGUCAGGCAGAUCAACAAGAAGUCGCCCGAGAAGAAACAAAAGAAACCGAAAAAGUCCCUAUGUGUUCUGCUAUAAGACUUCCAAAACCCAACCAUAAAAAAAAUACAAAAAAAAAAAACAAAAAAGAAUCGACAGGAUUGAAGGAAACUAGGAGUAGAGAGGAAUAGAGAGGGGAUUGAAGUGUAAGAGUAAAGUUUUAAAUUUUUUUCGUUCUUGUUUCGAUUUUUGAGAUCCAAAUGCUAUUAAAAGUUGAAAUAACCAAUAUACUAUGUACAAGAAACCUAAACUGACAAUGUUUUAGAACUGUUUCGAGUUUUUGUAAUUACCAUUUACUACUAUUAUGAUUGUGUACUAUUUUCGCUGAAGAACCAUUGAUGAAUAUGGGGAAUUAUUUAAUAUACGUAUACCACACAUAUAUAUAUACACAUAUUGUCGUUCGUUUUUGAGCCGUUUUUUAAAUUAUGCAACAAGUGAAACAUUCGUAAACUAAAACAUUCGUAUUUAUUGAUUCUAUUCGGUUAUACUCUACAGUACGUACGUCUACUGCACACAACAAGAGCCCCAACCCCCCAAGAACCCAACCAACAACAAGAAAUAUAUCUAUUAAUAGAACCGUAAACAAUGUCGUUGCUCUUCUACCAAUUGAAACACAAAGAAGGUAUAAAACAUUCAAAACAAAAUCAAAUUAAGCUAAAUUAAAUUGUACGCCUAAAGCUAAAAGAAUUCCACUAAACCAAGUAAAUUGAGAGCGUGAGCAAGGGAGGAACAUAUUUUAUAAAAAUAUUGUAUGCAAAUGAUGUCAAAAUGUUGCAAACAGCCAGAAGUAAAGCGCCCAUUUAGUAAUUAGUUUAAAACAAAUUUACAACUAAUUGUUUAACGCGAUCAGAUCAAUUGCAUCAAAUUUCAAUUCAUGGCCCCACACAUCCCAUACACCACAACCAUACACUACACUACACUCCACACCCCACACCCCACAUCCACAUCCAUAAACACACAAACAAUGGCACUCCGGAAUGCUCUCAGAGAGCGAGAACGGAAGAGGGCGAGUGCCACUUCCGCAUCCUUUUAGUGGGACAGCUAAAAAUAAAACAGCCACAAAUUCUAGUAUAUUUAUACAUAAGAAAUGGUUUAACUUAAACUCUCGUGUCAAUCCCAAAUGAAGAGAAGCCUAAAAACGAAGUAAACUUAUAAUUAUUUAAUAAUACGAAAUGCAUUAACUUCACGUACGAGUAGAAACCGACAUGCCCUUAAAUCAAAGUCUAAACACAGCCAACAACCAACAUUAAAACUAAAACAAAAAAUAAAAAUACAAAUAAAGAUAAAAGUCUAAGCCCAAGCAUAAUAUACACAUAUAUAUAUUAAAUAUAUGAUUAAAAUAAAAAUCAUUUUUGAAAUAAUAAACAAACCCGUUACAAUAACAUAAUGUAAUAAUGAACGUGUGAAAAAUGUAAUUGAAAAACCAUUUUUUCGAACUUGUUACUCCACUCACUGCGACUUCGAGGACCUACAAGGGGAUCCCCAUUAAAUAGGAGGGGUCCUCGAUAGCCCUGAAGCCUCGGUGAAUCAGGUCUGCAAGUUCGAGUAUCUUUUAAUUAUUAAUAAAUGUAUUAUGUUUAUAAAAAAUUAAAAAGGAAAUGCAAAAACAAAAUAAAAAUUAUAUAAAUUCA
Molecule: messenger RNA, 2320 nt
Organism: Drosophila ananassae
Lineage: Eukaryota; Metazoa; Arthropoda; Insecta; Diptera; Drosophilidae
Gene: Rap1
Product: ras-related protein Rap1
Exons: 1
Coding region: 174-728 (184 amino acids)
Biological process (GO): cellular response to cAMP; Rap protein signal transduction; negative regulation of synaptic vesicle exocytosis
Cellular component (GO): plasma membrane
Molecular function (GO): GTP binding; GTPase activity; GDP binding
Source: RefSeq, a predicted model, not a curated record